Messenger RNA from Cantharellus anzutake, 1516 nucleotides. RefSeq names its product putative Serine/threonine kinase receptor associated protein. Gene Ontology annotation, cellular component: SMN complex. Gene Ontology annotation, biological process: spliceosomal snRNP assembly. Lineage: Eukaryota; Fungi; Basidiomycota; Agaricomycetes; Cantharellales; Hydnaceae. The transcript has 5 exons. Gene Ontology annotation, molecular function: RNA binding; protein binding. The record is from RefSeq and is a predicted model, not a curated record. The coding region runs from base 376 to 1332 and encodes 318 amino acids.
GUAUCGCUAUAAGCCUCGAAUGCACCGUAUGAGCCGCUGCUGCCGCGGCUAGAUGACAGAAGUGGGCCGAAGCGUUCCCUUAUUUGGAAAAUAUGUGAAUUGUUUGCUUCCGUUGUCGGGCUGUGGCAUCGCCCAUCACUGACUGUCAUCCGAGUCAUAUUAACGGGCGCUUCCCUGCUCUAAAGGAGUCUAAACUUUCCAAUCCGUACUCCUCAAUAACACGCGCACCUCCCGAUUUUCACCGCUUACAAAAAAAGACUCUUUGAAAUCCAUUGACGACUUUCACGUUCUGGCCUCGCUCUUUGCUGUUUUGUUGUCUUUAUUUUCUCCUGACGUCCAGAUUCACGAACGAUCUUCUCUGCUCUGUAAACGAACAUGGCCGCACGUGUCAUUCCUCUCACUUGCUCUGGGCACACUAGACCUGUGGUUCAUCUCAGCUUCUCCCCUAUGCUGGAAGAUGAAGGCCAAUACCUCCUCAUCUCUAGCUGUAAAGAUGGAAACCCUAUGCUCCGUAACUGGCUUGGCGAUUGGGUCGGCACUUUCAUUGGUCACAAGGGGGCUGUCUGGAGCUCUAAGCUCUGCACUGACGGUUCCAAGGCUGCUACAGGAAGUGCCGAUUUCACUGCUAAAGUGUGGGAUACCUAUACUGGUUCCCAACUUCACUCGUUUCCUCACAAUCACAUCGUCCGAACUGUCUGCCUCUCUCCUUCUGCUUCGCAUCUUCUCACUGCUGGACACGAGAAGAAAGUGAGAUUGUUCGACCUCACACGUCCAGAUUCAGAACCCUCCUUUUUGAGACGUCCGAACAGCGUUGAUGCACAUGAUGCCGUGAUCAAGAGCGUGAUUUGGGAUGCCGAUCGAGCUGUCGGCGUCAGUGCAGGAGACGACAAGAUCAUCAGAUGGUGGGACUUGCGAGCGCUACAAGAAAUUCAUUCUGUUACGUUAGAUGAUCCUGUGUCAUCUAUGGAACUCUCGGCGCCAAACAACACGCUUGUCGUCACCUCGGGCAAGAACGUGUCAUUCAUGCCUCUUGUCCCAGGCUUGUUUCCUACGCAUAAACUUACCUUACCUCAUGCCCCAUCAUCUGCCAGCCUGCAUCCAAAGUCAAAGGAUCGAUUCGUUGCAGGUAGUACCUCCGAUCCGUGGGUGAGGGUAUACGGGUAUCAGGAAGGAGAAGAGAGAGAAGUGUACAAGAGCCACCAUGGGCCGAUACACUGUGUCGAGUAUAGCCCUGAUGGUGAAAUAUACGCCUCAGGGAGCGAGGAUGGCACGAUUCGUCUCUGGCAGACGAUUCCUGGAAAAACGUACGGUCUUUGGCAGGGGCAGGAUUAGGUACUUGAGGCAUUUGAUUGUAUCCACUGCACUGUUCAGGUUGCUGUCAGGAGCAAUGAUGAUGAUGAUUUCGAAAUCGCGAUACCGAACACAUUCUGCACUACUAUCCGAGAGACAACUACAAGAUGUAGAAAGCUAGCUAUUGUUGACAUAAGUAAAUAAGGAUAACCCACUGGAGUAUGAU